CUUGAACAAAAGCAGCCAAAUCCUCUCAGUACGCUCCCUCUUGACGUCUUAACGCAUUUCCCGUUGCUUCAACACCUACCGAUGGACGCGUUCACAACAUACAGCACUUAUUCUGCGGAUGCUGAGGACAACACUAUCUUUACGAUACCCGUUGACGAAGAGUCAGGUGGAAGAGGGAAUAAUGCGUACUGCAUCUUUUCAUGAGCUCCGGAAUACCCAACUGCACCUGUUAAUCGACAAGUUGGGCUUUCAAUCCUUAUGGAUUCUUCUUGUAUCAUCAUUAUCAUUAUUGCCUCAGCUUCUUUAUCGACAAUCCUCUUCUUUUUCCGAAUACUUCCCAUUUUGUUCUGUUACACAUUGCUUAUGA
Molecule: messenger RNA, 367 nt
Organism: Laccaria bicolor S238N-H82
Lineage: Eukaryota; Fungi; Basidiomycota; Agaricomycetes; Agaricales; Hydnangiaceae
Exons: 2
Coding region: 119-367 (82 amino acids)
Source: RefSeq, a predicted model, not a curated record